CAGUUUUUCUAAUGAUUGUCAAGAUUUUUAGAUAAAAUUGGUAGAUAUUGCCAUGCUGGUCAUUUUUUGCUGGAAGAAACAUUUCUACCAUCUUGCUAGAAAAAGUUAUGUCUUUCAUGCUAAAAAAGAAGAAAUACAAGUUUCAAGUGGACUUUGUCUUGGAAGAUCUUACAGCAGUCCCAUUUGUUAAUGGAAUGCUGUUUGCAAAAGUCCGUUUGUUAGAUGGAGGCAGUUUUUCUGAAAUGUCAUCAAGGGAAGAGGUAAAAGACCACUGCGUGAAGUGGGGAAAACGAUUUCGAUUCUGCUGUAAAAUGAGUGCCAAUGUUAUAACAGGAAUUCUAGAUCCUUGCUUAUGCAGAAUAUCAAUUCGAAUGGAAGCUAAGGGAGGCAGGUCCUUCCUGAAGCUGGGUUUUGUGGAUCUCAACUUGGCUGAAUCUGCUGGAGCAGGUGUGCACACCCGCAGAUGUCUACUUGAAGGUUAUGAUGCUAAACACCGACAAGAUAACUCCAUACUGCAGGUGACGUUACAGAUGACAUUAUUGUCAGGGGAUCCUUGUUUUAAGACGCCUUCCAUAAGACCUGCCAUUAUUCCAAGGGAACCAGAAGAGCAGUUACUACCUGAAAGGAAGACAGAAGAUUAUUCUGAAAGUAGUUUAACUAGCAGUGGGUUUGGCAGCCUUCCAAGAAAGUCAAAAGGUGGGGGUCCAUCAUCAGGAUCAGAUGGCACUUCCACAGAUGAGACUGAAUGGAAGAAAGAUGAACUUCUUGCACCUCAGGUAGAGUGUGAAUCAGGCCACUCCCGUAAUUCCAGUUAUGCCAGUCAACAAUCACAUGCCUCAGGUUAUAGUAGUCUCCAUUCCCAUUCUAGGCAAGGAAGCUCAGAGUCAGGACAUCUUCGGAACCUCAGUUCAGGUUCAGGUUACAGUGAAGUGGCACUGCCAGGAAUGCCCAAACUUGCUGAAAGAAAAAGACCAACAGGAAAGAAACAUAUAACAGAAGAGAACAGAAUGGAUUCUACCAGAGUUAAUGCUGACCAACUGAUCAAAGAACUUUUUGAAGCUAGUAAUUUUGAUGAAACUGAGGAACAUGCUGAAAAUCGUGGACUGCAACUGUUCAUUGACAAAGAUGGAAAGACUACCUUAGGAAGCCAGAGCAGCAAGUCUCAGUCCAGCAAAACGACGUUGGAGAAAGUAGUGAUUGAGCAUAGAUAGCAUUGUGUGGUAAAAGUCACCUACUAGAAGCACAAUUUGCAUUGCAGUGGAAGAUAUUGUAGCAUUAUAUGUAGCUGUUUUUCAUAUCAUACCCUGUGACGAUUAUGAAAUAAAAGUUAACGGUCUUCAAUCAGGUGAUAUGAUUAUAAUUUCCAAAACCUUUUUUUGUAUUGGGUUCUGGGUAGUAUCACUACUAAUAUUCUGCUUUGGAUGCUGUAAAAGUCAUCACCUAGUAACACUGAGUGUGAGAAUUAGAUGUUAUUGUGAUGGCAAAAUACUAACAGACUAAAUUACUCCUGCAUUAGUUUAUGUGAUCAUAUAUUAGAAAUACUGAUUUUUUCUGCUUUGGGUGUUAUAAGAUUACUUACAAUGAGACCACAUUUUGUGUGCAUAAGGUACAGGAUCACUUGUUGGAAGAUUAAUUUGUGUCGGAGCUUGUGAUGAUUCUACACUGAAUUGAAAGUAAUGAUUUUUUUUUUCAUUUGAUGCACUGAUAAGAAGCUACUGCAAGAACUAUUUUGUUUUAUCGGCUAUCUUCACUGAUCAUCUACUAAAAGAAUGGGUCAUUUCUGCAUUAAAAAUUGAAAUGAUUAUCAUCUAGAUAUGGUGAUCUUUUGUGCAUUAGAUGCUGGGUUAGUAAUUCACUGGAAAGGCAGAUAUUCUCUGCAUUAAAUGCUGCAGUGAUCAUCUACUAGGACUAAUAUUUUUUGCAAUGGAUGCUGUGGUUAUAACCUUUUGAUUACAUGAGUUGUUUACGAUCAUUGUAUAAUCUGUUGAUAUAAAGAACUAAUAAAUUAUCAAAAUCUUGGACUUUUGUCAAAGCUGGCUUUGUAUGAUUGCUUGUCAGUCUAGUCACAGAAAGCUGACAAUAAGAUAAGAAACAUCAUAAUAUGCAAUGAUUAUUGUGCACAAAUCAAGGCUUUGGAUGUACAUUACACAAAAGCAGAUAUUUAAUGUAAAUAACUGAAAGCAAAUGAUCUAUGUAUGUAUAUAAAAUUAAAUGAUUCAAAAAUAUGUAAGAUAGAUUUGUUAUGGCAGCAAACAAGGUAAAGGGUUUUUUCCAUACAGAAACUUGUAUAUUGGUAUUGUCAUUAACAAGAUUUGCUGCUUGAAUCUGUACUGUUUGAUAUGUAAGGUACCAUGAAUUUUUUACUAUUCUUGAGGAUUUAUUGAGCUGUUUUGCCUUCAAAGAAGAAAGGAGUAGAAUGUGCCAUUAUAUAAGGGAACAAAAGUUAGUUUGUUUUGUGUCAUGAAAUUGUUUAAUUUCUUCCUUCUUGAGUAUUUGUGCAGCUGCAGAACUUUUUAUAUCAAGAUUUUCAGAAAUUUGAUUUCACUUUUCAUAAUUCUAUUUUAAUUGGAUCAUAUCCAUUUAAAUGUAACCAAUGAUACCUGAAUUUGUGUAUUCCAGCAAAGCAGGUUAUGCUUACUUAAUUGAUUCUAAAUUAGUAUUAACCCUAAUAAGCUUGACAUUUUGAGUAAAACCAGAUCUCAGAAGAACAAAAUAUACCAUAGAUAUCAUAAACUUAUAAAGAUAAGAGUAAUAUAAAUCAAAAUUAAUUAAAAACAUGUCAAAUGUGUAAAAAUAAUUUCUUCAGUUUUUUUUUUUUAAUAAUACCAUAAUAGAAUAGAAGUAUUCAAAAGUAAUAUAAAAAAUUUACAAUAAAGUUUAUAAUGUUAUUUAUAUCUGCUUACAUUAGAGAAGGAAUACUUUGGAGCAUUUAUAAUACACAUUUAGAAAGAAAGUUGAGGACUAUCAUUUUGAAAAGAUUAUGGGAUAAACUCAACUAAGGAGAGAUUUAAAUUUAAUAACUGAAAUUUUUGUUAAAGGAUGAAUAUUUAUUCUAAUUAAUAUAUUCUUUACUUCUGUAAGUUUUAUCUUUUAACUGUGAAUUUUGUUGUUGGUUGUACUAGAUGUUUUAACUAAUUCACCUAAAAACAAAAGAAUCAGCACUUCAUGGGAAAUGUUUUCUUUGUUUCUGAACAAGAAUCAUACAACAAUUCCUGAAAACCCAUUAUGUGGCAAGUUGUUAUCAAAAGUUUGUUAGGUUUACAAGCUCAAGCAUAAGAAAGCAAAAAACAUCUUAUAGCAUCAUAAAAGGGAUGUAGAUGCUUAGAAAUGCUGUUGAAAUUUGUAUAUUUUUAUGCUACAAAACUAGAACAUAACAUUUCUUUAAGAUAACUUGUUUUAUUUAGCCUUGUUUCUUUAUUUAUGGCAGUCCAGACACUUUAGAAAAUAACUGGUCUUUCAGCCAGUACUUACAACUUGUUUAGUAGUCAAAAUGAAUGCACUAGUGAAUAAGAGUUGACUUCAUUUAUUGAAAAUUGUCUUUCUUACUAUCUUUUGUUUUGUUUUUAAAUUACUUUCAUUUUUGAAUAUCAUAGAGAAAUUAGUUACGAUUCUACAUCAGGAAUUUUACUUUCAUAAUCUAAGAAUAUUUGCAUAGAUUUGCUUGUUAGUUUUCACGUACCUUUUUUUUUCAACUGUGUGAUAGAACUUCUAUGAAGCACGAUAAAGCAAUAUGAUAUGUAUUGAAAUGCCUUUGAGGUUGUUGGUUAUUAAGAGCACAUCACAAUAUUAUGUAUAUCUACCGUGUGUGAACAUAAAUGUUUAUCAUGUUGCACAGGUAAAAUAAGUAUAUUUAUUAAAUCAAGCCCUUUUAUGUCAGUUGUUUUCAUCUUUUUAACUCUCAUGUUAAAGUACAAUGGAUUGAAUUUAAGUAAUGUUUUUUAAUAUGAUGUAUUAUAACAGCUUUGUUAAUUCCAUGUGAUUCUAUAAUGAUGUAUACUGUUGAGAAUGUUAACUGGUAGCUAAUAGUUUUCACUUUAUAUCUUGUCAAGUACAUAUAUUUGUGUAUUCUGUUGUAAUGAAUCAGUUUUUCACUAUUCCAUGCGAAAAGCUAUGCUGAAAUAAUAUGCUGAUUAUAAAGUUAUAUAUAUAUAUUGUUAAAUACACUUGUUUUUGAGGCAGUGCUGAAGAGUUGUAAAAUUUCAGUUUUUUGUUAGGCUGAGAUGUAAUAAGUGGUCAUGAUAAUAAAAAAAAUUAUAUAUAUAUAUAAAUAAAUAAAUAAUCAAAAGUUUGGUAAAUCUCGUUGCACACAGGAUCAAAAGAUUUGAUAGAUCCGAUUCAAAUGAACUAUCAUUAGAUUUAAUUGAAUAUAAAUAAGUGUUGUUAUGCUCUGGAUAUGUUAUUAAUGUAAACAUAUAGAAAACAAAAUCUGUUGGGUAUGGAUUUAGAUUUCUUAUGAUGAGAUAUAUCUACUGCUUUAUAUGGUUGUUGCUUUGAAUUGUAUAGUAACAUAUGACAGUUUUUCUGGCUUUUUUUUGGUUCAUUUCAUAAGAAUCUAGGGAAACUAGUAAGCUGCAUAUUUAUUUGAUUGCUCUGAUUAUAUUGUUCACUAAUUACUUGAAUUAUGUAGAUUAAUUUUUGUAAAAUAAAGGGAAAGCUGGUGAGUUGUACAUUUAAACUUCAAAAUAUACUAACAUAAAAAAAUAAAAUACCUAGGUUUUGUAAAGGUCAAGAGAAAGCUAGUGGGUUUUGUAUACUUUUAUAAGUAUGAAACAACUAAGUUAGUUUUCUAGAAUUAAGGGAGAGUUAUAUGUUUAAUUUAAGUAUAUUACUAACAUAAGACAUGAAAUAUACAGGUUAGUUUUGGAAGAAUCAAGGAAAGCUAGUGGACUAUACAUUUAGAUGUUCUUGGUAUUGUUACAUAAGAAUAAGUCCUAAUUUUUGUAUGAAGUUAGUAUUAGAUUGCUUAUACAUCAGUAAACUUAGAUCAAGUUAGUUAUCAUUUAAGCUUUUAUUCCAAUAAUGUUAGAUGAGGUUUGUGACCUUAACUUGUAUUACAGUAAUAUUAAAUCAAGCUAGUAAUCCUUAUAUUUUCCUACAACAACAUUAUUUUGACUUCAUUUCCUUUAGCUUAUUCUUCAAUAACAUUACACAAAGCUAAUGAUCCUUAGCUUACAAUAUCAAAUCAAGGUAAUAACUAUUAGUAAUAAUCUUUAAAAAUCUUCAUAAUUUGUUGAAAAGGACACUGUAUGAAUUAGUAAUAUUACGUGAAUUACAACUCUUGAAGCAUGUUAUUAAAAAAACAUAGUGUUUUAUCCUUGUUAAGCCAAGAUUUUCUUGCACAUGUCUAAGAAAAUUUAGUAUGUUUAAGUUUAAAACAGGUAAUAUUUUUCUAGUAGGGCUAUACAAUUGUCAUUGGUUCAUUUGGUCUCUUGCUUAUCAAAUCCUGUACUGUUAUGGUAUUGUGAAUGAUGUUUUCAUCACUUCAUAGUUGAGUUGACAUCACAGUAAGAACUUAAAUAUUUCUGAUGAGAUUUUAAGUUUUCUUAAAACAGUUAUUCCAUUUUUUAUUAUAGAGAGACAUUAUUUAAUUGUUGAAAGAAUAAAUACCAUUUUAUGAAAAAAUUCCAGAGAAGCUUUAAACUAUGCCUGUGGAUAAAUGAACAAACAUUCUUCAUAUCAUGAUGUCAUCCUCCCUCUGUAUUUGUAAAUGUCUUCAUUAAGCAGAAGAAUCUAUUGUUUAAUUUUUUGUACAUGUUGACUGGUACAAUUACAAAGGUUAAUAAUCUUUUUUAUUUCAUAAACAUCUUUGUAACCAUGGUUUUUCUACUUUGAAUGUGAGAAUUUCUAAUUCUCUAAACUCUUAGAUUAAUAUUUAUGAAAACCUAAGGAGUGUAAAAUAAAUGAUUUUUAAUGUGAGGAGGUAUUUUGAAUGUAUUGGUUACAUACAUUUUUAAGUUCAUAUUUUGAUACAAGAAUUGUUAAUCUAUUACUUGAAACUGUAUUUAGUGAGUAUGGUUAUAAAGCUGGGGAUAAAAUUACAAGUUAUAGUUACAAAGAUUCCUUUUUCUUGUAUGCAUAAUUCAUGUUUGUUUGGGAUGUACAGGAGGAAUAGACAAAAAUGUGUAACCACAUAGAAUGUAUCUUGUACAAACAAUUUCUAUUCCAGUGUUAGUGAAAAUUAAUCUUUAGCUCCUACCAAUUUAAAGAAAUUGUCAUAUGUAUCCAGGUGUACGUACUGACACCCAUGUUAUUCAUUAAGUGUGUAUGGGUACACGCAUUGAGAUAGAGGUGCUUUCCUGUUCUUACUAAAUAAACCCAUCAUUUUGCCUGCACAAAGUGUGCUGUCUUGUCACCUAUGGGGUUUUAGUGAGUGGUAAAUCAGUUUACAAUUUCUUUUUGUAUGUGUUGUUAGUUUUUAAUAUGAUCUUUGUACUUUUAUCUUUGCAUGUAAAAAAAAUAUUUUCUCAUCUAAACUAUUCUUUUCAAGAUAUUCAAUGUGAUUGUAAUUUUCUUGACAAUACUGACUUUGUAACUUUUUGUGUAUGUAUUACUGUUUCAUGAAACAGAGAAACUUGCAGAUGUGAAAUAAAAUAAUUUUCCUUAA
Limulus polyphemus (Atlantic horseshoe crab) is the source of this 6604-nucleotide messenger RNA. Its product is annotated as protein FAM102A-like. The transcript has 8 exons. Bases 108 to 1211 code for a protein of 367 amino acids. The record is from RefSeq and is a predicted model, not a curated record. NCBI's taxonomy places the organism in Eukaryota, Metazoa, Arthropoda, Merostomata, Xiphosura, Limulidae.